Talaromyces amestolkiae is the source of this 1692-nucleotide messenger RNA. RefSeq lists its product as uncharacterized. Bases 1 to 1692 code for a protein of 563 amino acids. The transcript has 4 exons. NCBI's taxonomy places the organism in Eukaryota, Fungi, Ascomycota, Eurotiomycetes, Eurotiales, Trichocomaceae. The record is from RefSeq and is a predicted model, not a curated record. Gene Ontology annotation, molecular function: zinc ion binding; nucleic acid binding.
AUGGCCGGCAUUUCGGACGACGAGGGCGACUCGCGCACUGCUUCAGUCGGCCAAGCGCGAUCACAGCCGAAUCCCAACCCCUCUACCUCCGCAAAGAAAAAGUCGCGAAAGUCGAAGAAAGCGGCAAAGAAGGAACCGGUAGACUUCGUGCCGCAAGGCGCCAAGUUCAGUACGACUCCGCUAGAAGUUGAUCCAGAGAACUCCACCUCAUCGUCUGGAUCUGAUUCUUCAAACAGCGACAACGAACCCGAGCAGAAAAGCAACAAGCGACAAAAGAGAAAUGCGCCUACAGUGAGUUGGAAUCAAGCAAGCCGUAGUGCCAUUCGGACUACCCUUGGCGCGAAACCCGCGGCUGCAGCUGUCAAGAAUCAACAGGCCAAGUCAGCUUUCGACGCAGUGAAUGACAAGUUUUUCCGAAGUCGCAGCGCAUCUAUCUCGGAAGAGGAGGCACACAACAAGGGCGACGUUGGUACAACCGAAUCCAGCUCCAAGAUCGACCAAGAGCAAAAAACAUACUUUGUCGAUGAUUCCGAUGCUUCGGAUUCGGGAGAAGUCUCUGAAGGGGACGAUUCCAUGAUGUUGAAUAUCGGACAGCAAAGUAAUGGUCAUGACUUGAACGAUACUCAAGAUGAUGCAGUUGACCUCUCCACCCCGCCUUUCAUCGUCGAUCCUCUUCCUUCUACCCAAGCCGACAAGCCAUCCACGCAAGAAACCGGCAGUGUCUUAUCAGAGCCCUCAAUCACACAGCUUCCGCCACAGUCGAAAGCCGAGGCGUUUGCCGACUUUGCAGCAAGCUAUACCACAUCUCCGGCUAUUCUCGCUGAUCUGAAAGUCAAAGAUCUCGAGAUACAAGCUCGUUUCUUCUUUUAUAAUUCUAAUAUCAAUGAACUCGAUUUGACGAGACCUAUAUCGUGUACGGAAUGCUUGCAGGAGGGGCACCUUUCGUCUGUCUGUCCUACCAAGGAGUGCGAGAAUUGUGGCGCUUGGAACUUACACGAGGAUCGACUGUGCCCCUCUGUUAGGCGAUGUCAACGUUGUCGUGAAGCUGGCCACGAUGCCCAUCAAUGCCCAUCCAGUCUGAAAGCCUCGGCUGCAGAGACGCCAUGCGAUUAUUGUGGCUCUGAUACCCACACCGAAUUCGACUGUGAUAAAUUAUGGAAGUUUCCCAGAGUGCAGCCUCUGGACGGUCCAAUCAAAGUCCCAACAACGUCGAGCACAUUCUCCUUAAAAGAUUACACGCCAUCGGUAAUUACGAACCUCAAUUCCGUCAUUGGCCCUAAGAAGGCUGAUAAUCCGGGCAUGAGCAUCCGUCCCAGCCGAAUCCCCGCGGCGGUCGAGGAAAGAUUACUUUUAGAGGAGCUCUUGGCCAAAAUCGGGGUCUACAUGGAGAACAGCUUCCUCCGCCACCUCCUGGUCUCCCUCCAUUACCUCGUGAACCACCACCGCCAUUCCAGCCCAGAGAUUACCGGGAUCGAGAUGAUGACUUCAACAACAGACAACGAAGGCGAUCUCGUUCCCCUCCGUCUGGUUAUAGGCCGCCGCCAGGAAAUUUUUCGAGAGGAAGACCCGGUCCUCCUCCUCGAGGACGUGGUAAUGGCAGAGGCCGCGGUCGUGGCGGCCGAGGAGGKGACCAAUACCGUCCUGGCCGGCGGUAAAUAUGCACGAUGUUGUAUUAUUCUUAUUUGCGAGUAG